Pseudozyma flocculosa PF-1 is the source of this 741-nucleotide messenger RNA. RefSeq lists its product as uncharacterized. Gene Ontology annotation, molecular function: ribosomal large subunit binding. The transcript is spliced from 2 exons. The record is from RefSeq and is a predicted model, not a curated record. Gene Ontology annotation, cellular component: preribosome, large subunit precursor; cytosol; nucleolus. Lineage: Eukaryota; Fungi; Basidiomycota; Ustilaginomycetes; Ustilaginales; Ustilaginaceae. Gene Ontology annotation, biological process: maturation of 5.8S rRNA; ribosomal subunit export from nucleus; assembly of large subunit precursor of preribosome. Bases 1 to 741 code for a protein of 246 amino acids.
AUGGCCGUGCGCUGUCAGUUUGAGAACUCGUCCGAGAUUGGCGUCUUUGCGCGCUUGACCAACGCCUACUGCCUCGUCGCCAUCGGCGGCAGCGCCAACUUCUACUCUACCUUUGAGGCCGAGCUGGCCGACGUCAUCCCCGUCGUCCACUGCUCCAUCGCCGGCACCCGCCUCGUCGGCCGCCUCACCGUCGGAAACCGCCACGGCCUCCUCGUCCCCUCGACCACCACCGACCAGGAACUCCAGCACCUCCGCAACAGCCUACCGGACAGCGUCGCCAUCCAGAGGGUAGAGGAGAGGUUGAGCGCCCUCGGAAACGUCAUCGCCUGCAACGACUACGUGGCCAUCGUCCACCCAGACCUCGACCGCGAGACCGAGGAAAUCAUCUCGGACGUGCUCAAGGUCGAAGUGUUCCGGCAGACGGUGGGCGACAAUGUCCUCGUCGGCUCCUACUCGGCCAUCUCCAACCAGGGCGCCCUCACCCACCCAAAGACGUCGCUCCAGGACCAGGACGAGCUCUCGUCGCUCCUCCAGGUGCCCCUCGUCGCGGGCACCGUCAACCGCGGCUCGGACCUCAUCGGCGCCGGGUUGGUCGUAAACGACUUUGCCGCCUUUUGCGGCAUGGACGCCACCGCCACCGAAAUCUCCGUCAUCGAGAGCGUCUUUAGGCUCAAUGGCGGACAGCAGACGGGUGAGGUCGUCAAUGAGCUCCGCGACGCACUCGUCGACACCUAUGCAUAG